AACUACCUUCUUAUUGGUCGUGCUUGCUAAAAUGGUGGGGAUUGUAGAUGGAAUAUAUAAAGAAAGGCAUCGGUUUGAGAUAGCUAGUCGUGCAAUCGCCGUCCAAGUAUUCUUGCUUCUAUCGUAGUAGCCGACGAAAACAUGUUUCGAUUUAUGUGUUUUCUUGUGUUGAGACCUAUUCCUACUAUUCUAAAAAAAAUUCAAGAAACCGAAACCAAGCAAACCAAUAACACCAAUGUCGACGACUCCGUAGGUGAGCACAGUUUCAUGAAAUUUUGGAAAAAUCAAGAACUCUUCAAGAAGAAAUUUAUUUACCCCAACAAAAUUUGGAAAUGGCAGUUGGUUGAUGAUUCCCAAACCAAAAAGGUGAUGGCUGUUGACCCGAAUGAAGAUGACGGACUAGACGCUUUUCAUGCUGCCGAUUGCUUCAUUAACUUUUGAAGUUUAAUAUGAGAGAAAUAACACAUCACUUUCAUGAAGAUUGAUAAAUGGCAACAGUGGUACCCAUAGAAUUUCGAAUAAAGUGAUUUCUAGAAGAUAGUAAUACUUAGCUGAAAACACUGAAGUGAGGAACAAAAAGAAUGACACUUGCACGCCUCUAGUUUUUCAAGACAAAUCUAAUAUUCAUGCAGUCGCCCCUCCAAAGAAACACAGGAUUUAAGAAUAUUGUAAUAGUGAGUUCAACUUUUUACAUCUAAACUAACUCAUGUAUCAGUAAAUUCAUUAUUUUACUUCUUUUCAUUUUGUGAUUAUUGAUAAAUUAAAAUUAAAUUUUAAGACUGAAUGUGUUAUAUCCCUGAUUUCCUAAGAUAGUAAUUUUAUUUGAAAUAAAUGCAGUCC
This is a messenger RNA of Nezara viridula (southern green stink bug), 840 nucleotides long. Lineage: Eukaryota; Metazoa; Arthropoda; Insecta; Hemiptera; Pentatomidae. The record is from the annotation of a GenBank genome assembly.